Molecule: messenger RNA, 2225 nt
Organism: Malania oleifera
Lineage: Eukaryota; Viridiplantae; Streptophyta; Magnoliopsida; Santalales; Ximeniaceae
Exons: 10
Coding region: 149-1708 (519 amino acids)
Source: RefSeq, a predicted model, not a curated record
AUCGGACAGAGCCGCUGCGGCAUCGGCAAUCGAGACAAAGGACCGAAAAAAGCUGAGAGCUCUUUCUCCACUCACUCCUCACUCCUCCCACUAUUUCUGGGUCUCGGUGAAGCCCUCGACCUCCUCUUUUCCUCCCUGCAUAUAAACAAUGAAAGGCAAACGCCUUUCAAGUAAAAGUCAAGUUGGCAAGGGAGAUGUGGAGAAAGGGCCAGCCAAUCAAUCAGAACACAAAGUCGUUUUAGGGGACUUAAUAUGGGUAAAGAUUAAUGAUAGUUUGUGGUGGCCUGCACAGGUUGUUGACGAGAAUGCUGUGAGCGGAAGCAAUAAACCUGGUAAUAGAUCUGUGGGUGAAGUUCUUGUUCGACUUUAUGGAAGUUAUAAAUAUUUAUAUGCAGAUCCGAUCGAAUGUCGUUCUGAGUUUGAGAAUGUGCUGAAGAAGAAUAACAGUUGUUACAGGGAAAUUUUUCAGACAACUCUGGAUCAGGUUAUUCGUCACUUCAAACCUAGUACACCAAAGGGACAAGGAUCAAGAUCUAAAGAAAAAGCCAGUGUUGGGGCUUCUAAUGGUGAAAAGUUGAAGCAAAAUAGAGUUGGGAAAGAGAAGAAAUUAAAAGCCUCAAAUUCAACAGGUGGUGCCUCUGGAAGACAUAAAGCUGUACAGAUUGGAGAAGCCAGUGCAUGGAAAAUCAAUUCCCUUGCUAAAAAUGGUGAGGGCAAUGUUUCUGAGACAAUUGUUUCUUCAAGGAAACUUGCUGCUAAUGCUCCGCAAGUAGUAGAGAAUGGAAGGCUGUCUUCCAAAAGAGCCCAGAAAGAGGGUAAAAAAACACCCAAAGAAUUUAAAGUGCAAAAGAGACUCAAGCCAAAAGACUCGAGUGGUAAAAAGGAAACAGAAAAUGGAAGUUCCAGACAAAACCAGAAGCAGAAGAGACUCCAAGCAAAUGGACCAAAAAAGGAGGAUCAAAAAAGAAAAAUAUCUAAGCGGGAUGGGGUGCAGAAGAAACUGAAGUCAAGUGAUCUAGGUGACAAUGAGGUAUUGAAAGGGAAAACCUCUGAUCGAGAUAGGGUGUUGAAAAAGCCCAAGAAAAAUAGCCGAGAUACAGAAGAGGAAAGGAAAAGCAAAACUUCUAGGCGAGUUUUAAAGAGAAAUAGAGGAAAUGUUGAUGAGCAAACAGAGGACAACAAAUCCGAGCAUGGGAUGGAAAAGAAACCCAAGCGGGAUCACCCAAGUCUUGGGAAGGCAGCCAAAAAAAAAGCCCCUGCAUCAGAUUCAGUGCUGAAUAAAUGCAAGGCAAAAAGCCAAAAAGCCGAUGCAGAAGUGAAAAAUAAAAUUUCGGGGCAAGACGGGUCACAGAAGAAACGUAAGCCAAGUAACCCAAAGAUUGAGGAGGAUAUAAACAAAACCCAGGCGAAGAAGAAAACCAAGCGAAAUAGCCGAAGCAUUGAGGAAGCAAAGGGGAAAACCUCUAAAAGAGAUGGAAAGCAAAAUGAGCUCAAGCAAAAUAGCCCCGAGGUCUCUAGGAAUGAAGCAAAAAGAAAAAUCCCUAAGCAAGAUAAAAUGCAGAUAGAAUGUGAGAGAAGUAGCCCAACCUCUGUGACAACUCUAUCAGGAAAAUCUCAAGAACCCACUGCACGGAGAAUGAGAGUCAUGCAGAGCCUUGGCCUGAUUGCACCUUCAGGGUCUCCAUUCCACAGAAACGGAGACAUUUAGCCAAAUUUCACUAUAUGCAUCCCUAGAAAGCAUCUCUCUCACUUCUUUUUUUUUUUUUUUGAAACUUUCAGCUAAUUUGCAUGGUACAGAUCUUUCAGACCCUUGCAAUUUUCAUUUCUUUUUUGAAUCCUUGCCUAUUUUGUUUGUCCAAUGCUGGCAUUGGAUCAGGGCUUGGCAUUGCUGUUGCGAGGGUCAUGUGCCAGGGGCAUUACAAGAAGCUGACCUUUAUCAGGAAUUCUGUCCAAUCUUGUGCUCAGCUUUCUUUUUAACUUUUUUCUUUUCUUUUCAAGAUGUAUAUGGUUAACUGUUUCAUUUAAGGAGAAGUUUCAACUGGACGUUUGUGCCUCCAGAAUUCUCUCACAUGCGCACGAAACACUGAUUUCAGCCUGUUGGAUUUGGAGCAAAUUUGUAUAAAGUUGAUGCAAUUUAUCCAAAGCAACCUGUUUGGGAGCAUGGACUUCCAUUCCGGAUAUAGAUGGAAUUCAUUAUAAUAUUGCACCAUGUUUUUCUAUAUUAA